AUGGAGAUUGACAAGCCAAAACAGGUGAUGAAGGAGGAAAGGAAGGUGCAGGCCGAGGUGGUGCUUACGAAGCCGCUGACGGUGGAUGAUUCCGACGACGACGACGACGACGACGUAGAAUACAGGACUCCCAACCUCGUCCACCGCGUCUUGAGCCUCUUCAAAAACGUCCGCCCUGGCUCGGAUCUCACCACCUUCCAGCUGCCGCCGUCGUUCAACUACCCAAAGUCGCAGCUGCAGGCGUACGGGGAAAUGGUGUACUGCGCCGGGAAGGACAUUCUAUCGGAUUGCAGCAGCACCAAGUGCGACCCGUUGGAGCGGUUUACCCGGGUGGUCGGGUGGAGCAUCUCCACGAACCGACCCGGCAUCAUUGGGCUGGUGCCGUACAACCCGGUCCUCGGGGAGACCCACCACGUGUCCUCCCGUUCACUCAACGUCCGGCUGGAGCAGGUCUCCCACCGCCCUCCGGUCACCGCCCUCCACGCCACCGACCACCGCCACGGCGUCGACAUGCUCUGGUUCCAACGCCCCGUUCCUAAAUUCCAAGGAACAAGGGUGGAAGUGGAAGUGCAAGGGAAGAGGAAGCUGAAGCUUGUGGAGCACGGCGAAACUUACGUCAUGAAUUCCCCAAACAUGACGCUCAAGAUCAUCCCGCCGGCCGUCGACUGGACCGGAACCGUCAAAGUCAGCUGCCGGGAGACCGGCUACGAAGCCGAACUGAACUACUCCACCUCCUCUUCCUUCUUCGGACGGCGGUCCGGUGCCAAACAUUCCGUCACCGGCAAGAUCUACAAGACGACGCCGCCGCCGCCGCCGGCGGCUGCUUCUCCUCCUCCCGGCAAUAAUUAUAAGUUGCUCUACACUCUGCACGGACACUGGAACAGUACCGUGAAAAUAAGGGACCCGAAUGGCGGGGGAGAGCGGGUUAUUUACAAUGCUAAAGAAGUGGCAUCCAAGUUAAAAGCCCCAAUUCUCAUGGAUCCACAGAGUGUUUUAGCAAGCGAGUCGGCAUCGGUGUGGAGCGAAGUAAGCAGAGGCAUACUGAGCAGAGACUGGGAGAAAGCCAAGGAAGCAAAGAGAGCCGUGGAGGAGAAGCAGAGAGAGAUGGCCAAAGCUAGGAAGUCGAGAGGGGAAGUUUGGGUUCCAAAGUAUUUUACUCCCUCCAAAUGUGACGGUGAUGGUGAUGAUGACACUUGUGAAUACUCACCCAUUGAAACACUGGUUCCACCAGCUCCCAUUGUUGUUCCCUUCUAG
This is a messenger RNA of Linum trigynum, 1254 nucleotides long. Lineage: Eukaryota; Viridiplantae; Streptophyta; Magnoliopsida; Malpighiales; Linaceae. The record is from the annotation of a GenBank genome assembly.